This is a messenger RNA of Tetrahymena thermophila SB210, 4653 nucleotides long. Its product is annotated as endo-1,4-beta-xylanase xylA, putative. NCBI's taxonomy places the organism in Eukaryota, Ciliophora, Oligohymenophorea, Hymenostomatida, Tetrahymenidae. The record is from RefSeq and is a predicted model, not a curated record. The transcript has 9 exons.
AUGGACAAGCAACAUACUAAUACAGAAAAUAGUAAUUAGAAUACGUUGAAUAGCAACAUGGCUAAAAUAAAUUAGGCUUAAUUCUCAUCAAUACGCCCAUAUUAGAAAUUAAGUAGAAAUUAGUAAAUAAGAAACCAAAGCGAUUUAGUUUAGUUUGAGUCACCACCUGCUUUCACUGAUUAUUCUCACAAAUCAAAUGGAAUAUCACCUUUCAUGUCCAAUAAUUAAAAUGCUUCUAACUAGUAAAAUGAAAAAAAAUAAGUUUCUCUGAAUUUAAACAAUUAGAUUUUGCAAGAUGUUAGUAACAAAUCAUCAAAUAAGGUAACAUUUCUUUUUUAGCAACAAUUUGAAUUUAAAAAAGACUUUCUUACUUUCUAAAAUAUGCAGUCACCAAGAUACAACUCUCAAACUGCCCCUUCUAGUCCAAUAAAGCCAAUCUUAGUGAAGAAAACUUAACCAAAAAGAUCUAUUGUAGAGUUCAACGUAACCAUGAAUAAGUUAGAAGAAAAAGAUAUUGCUAAUGAAAAUGAUUUAUCUGGAGUGCAUUUUUCAAUAUCUUCAAACUAAGAUUUAGAUUAAUGUGCCUCAAGCAGGACAAAUACAACUCACAAAAAAUCUGCAUAAGAAACUGUAAACGAAAGUUUGUAUUAACUAAGAGAGGAAAUGAGACCUCCUCAAACCAAACCAAUCAUCUACCCUUCUUUAAUGGAAAAAGACAACUCACAUAUAAAAAUCACAAUCCCCUUUGAGACAAAAGAUAAGCCUUUUUAGAUAACUUGUGAUUCUCAUAGAAAUACAAAAGGAUCACCCAGAAAUACAAGAGAUUAAAAUGAUUCUUAGUUAGAGGAUAUUUAUCUGUUAGAGAGAUAUUCAUAAGAUAAUAGGCAUAUAAAUUAGCUCAACUUCAACAAUAAGUUUAAUUCAAAUUAAAAUGCUGGUUAGUAGAAUCUUGUUUAUCAUACAAAAAAUGAAAGAUAGGAAUAAGAUAGAAAGAGCAGUCUUAGUAAUAUUAGUAUGACAGCAAAAAACAAUACUAGCUAGCUUAUCUAGAAUUAUAGCUCGGAAGAAUUACAAUACAAAUUAAAUUACAGCUCUAGAUAUCUACCUUCAUCAAGAACAGAUAUAAAUGAAAAACAAACCACUUAAUUAGAUAAUUAAACCAAAAAGAAAAUAGAAUAAAAUACUCCGAAGUUUAACAGAAAUACUAAUUGUGACAGUGGAUAAAGAGGCAUCAGUAAUCCACAUAAAAUAAUGUCCAUAGCUCCAUAAACUUAAGAGUUUAACCAUAAUAAUAUGAAUUACUAAUAAGAGUUUUAUGAUUACAAUAGUAUUCCUUCUGCAUAAUAAUUGAAGAAUCGUUAAACUUCUCCUAAUAAUCCUUCAAACAAUAAUACAUCAGCCUAAAAAUAUCUUUUUGGUGCAGAUGAAAAUAGAUAAAAUAGUAAGAUUCUAAAUAAUAGAAACUCAAAUGCAAAUGAGCAAUUAACAAUUGAUGAUCUAGAUUUAAUGAGACAAUUUUAAAUAGAAGCUUAUAAUAAUUUUAUUAAUAAUCCAGCAGUUAAUAGCGGCAGCUAAAAGAAUGUUAUCGACUCUGCAAGAAAAAGAGAUUUCUCUCCUAAUACAAUUAUAACUAAUAACAUUGAGAAUAUAAACUUAAAUUCAACCAUAAACCAAAACAACAAUAGCUACAUAAGUAAUAGUAGAUAUUAAUAGCAAAAUCCGCAUUAACAUGAAAAAAGCAAUCCUAACUAUUUACCUACAAAUACCGAUGCUUAGUCUAUUUAUUCUGCCAACAUGUAAAAGUACUGUGAAGGGGAUAAUUUUAAUAGCAAUAAGGGACAACAACAACAACUACAACAAAAACCAUAGGAAUACGUUAACUGCUCUCCCAUUAAGGCUAACCAGAGUAAUUUGCAGUUCAUACACGAAAGGCUUGCUAGACAAAAAGAAGUUAUUAUGAAUAAUGCCAACUUCCAUUUAGAAAACUCAGGUAAUAUUAAAAAUAAGAGUUAGAGAAUGUCACCUCUUAAAGACCGUUUGCAAAUAAAUGUAGGAGAUAAUCACACAGAUAUCAGUCAUAUUUCAAACAAUAAAUCUGGUAAUAAAUUUAUGGAAUCAGCUUCAAUUCUAUCACCUCAAAAGAUGAAUCAAUCUAAAUUAAGUCCAAAAGACUAACUCCCAGAAUAUUUAAAAUUUUCUAAUCAGAAGUCUAAUAGAUCAUAAACUCCUAUUUCUUAACUUAAAAAGUGGAAGGAAUAAAAUAGUUCUAUUGGAGGAGAUAAUUCCUUAGGAGGAAUUAAGAAUUUACCUAAUCGAAGCAGCGCUAUUCAAAAAAUACAAAGUCCUCAAUCUUCAGCAUCAAAAAGAGACUUACUAGAAAAACUUUUAAAGAAAAGUCCGACUAGUUAAAUCCCUCAAUCUCACUCGGUCGCAGAAGAAAAUAACAUAUUAAUACCAAGUAUUCCUUCAGAAAAUGAGCUUAUCAAGCAUUAAAGAUAUAAAUCUAACUCUGAUCUCAUAAUAAAUGAGACCACUCCUAACACGAAAAUGCAAUAAAUUCUUUAUGGUCGAAACAAAGAAACUCUCACUCCCAAAUCAAAUUCAAUAACACCCACAAACAAGACCUUAAAUCUUACACCUAAAAAUGCUAGCAAUUAAAAUUAAAAUAAGCUAGAUGAAAUUGAUAAUAACAAUUAAUCUUACCGCUCUCCAAAAAAUGUUGAAAAUUUGAUUUAAACAAAACAAGCAGCUAUAGCUCUGAUGCUAAAUGAUAAAAUAACAAAGAGAUAACCUUCUCCUAUGAACAAAAAUUCAGUUUUACCAUCUCCUAAAAAUAAAAACUCUGUAUUACCAUCUCCUCGAAAUUAACAAAAAAAUAUUAAUGGAAUUAAUAAAACAAAUUAAAAUUCAGUCGCAUCUUCUCCUAAAAAUAUAUAUAGCUCAGUCAGCCAAGGAUCAAAUAGAAAUAACUAAAUAUCACCGAGAAAUAGUUAAAUAUCACCUAGAAAUAACUUUUAAUCGCCAAAAAUUAGCUAAGUUUCACCAAAGAAUAAUUAGAAUCAUCUCAUCAAUAAUCAAAUUCCAAUUUCAGCUGCUCAAAAAUCACCUAAAAACUAACAAUUUUCUCCAAAAUAAUAACUCUAAGUUUCACCUAAAAACUUCUAACCAUACUCUCCUAAAAACUCACAAAAAAAAGAUUUUUCAUCACCAAAGGCAAUUUAUUCAACACCAAAGCACUAUUAAAAUUUAUCAGAAACCCCUCGAAGUGGUUUAAAUUAAGAUACUUAAUUUAAUGAAAUAUACAGACAAUUAAACGACACAAAAAUUUAGAAUAAAAUUAACAUGAUCAAAUCUUAGCUACAAACAAUAAAUAAAUAAAAUAAUUAGAUACUUUAAUAACAUGAAAACAUGUAACAAACUCUUUAGCAACCUUGCACAUCUGCAAACUCCUUUAAUUCUUUGCUAAAUCAACCUAACUAAUACGACUAAAAUAAAUAUUAAACUCCUCAGCAAUUUUACUACCCUCAAAGUGGGAUAUUUAAUAAUUCGGGCAAUACAGUUACUACCACCACAGUUACCACAAUACAUACUUAUAAUAAAAAUUCUCCUUAAAAAUCUGCUAGUAAACCUCCUCUUUAUUCUCCAAAAAAUUCUAAAUAUAGUGAUUUAGAAUUAGCUCCUCUUCCUACUUAUGUUUAAAGCAAUAUUUCAAAUACUCCAGUAAAUAUUGACACUUAAAAAUUUUAACCAAUAGCACCUUAAAAAAUUCCUUUUACUCUUGAGCCUAGCUAAGAAUAAAUUUUUGUAAAUACUCCUUAAAGUAGAAAAUCAUAAGUUGAUGCAGAUUAUGAACAAAGAAAGCGCUAAUCGAACAAAAUUAAUACUUUAUUCUAGAAUCAAACUGCAAAUAAUUCACCUGCUAGAAAUCACUAAGAUUCAGCUACUUUCGAUAUAAAAUUCCCAUAACAUGAUAAUAUAAUAGAUGAUUAAAAUAUCCAUAAGCCUCUGUCAGAUUAUUUUGUUGCUAGAAAGGCUCAUAUAGCAAAAAGACUAGAAGAUAAUAAAGAACAAUCAAAAGAAAGAUCAAAAUUAAAAAGUUUAACACCAACUCAUUCUAAAGAAAGAUCAAAAGCUAAUAUUUUAGAAAAAAGAAAAUAAGUUCAAUAGUAAUUUAGCAAAUAAAAUUCUAGUAAUAUAAUGAAUAUUUCAGAAACUCACAGUUACUUUUUUGAUACAAAUAAUAAUAUGCAGUAACAACAAGUUUAGCACAAAAAUUCAUCAAGUAAAAAUCAAUCUCGCUCUAUUUCUCCUUUUACAUCUAAAAAAAAUAAUUCAAGUUCAAGAUCAAAUUUAAAUAUAAAUGAUGCUUCUUUUGUUAGCUAAAUAAGCCAGAAAAAUACAGGGCUAAGUAAGACGCCAAGUAGUAAUAGUCUUUUGGAUAGACUGGUCAAGGGAGAAAAAGUUAAAAUGUCAGAAAAAGAAAUGAGAGAAUAAAGCAAAAGGAGAUACUAAAAUUUGCCUGAUGUCAAAAAGCAAAAGGAAGAAUAAAUAAAAAAUGCAUCAAAGUUAGAAGAGUAUAAAAAAAGGCAUGAAAAGAUGAGACAGUUAGAUGAAGUUUGGAGAUAAAAAAAUAGAAGUUUUUUAUAAAAUUGA